CGAGAAUGAUCUUGUUGUUUUAAUCUUCUCAUGCUGAUAGGGUGCAUUAUUUUUCUGUGUCAACAGAGGGAAAUGGUUUUGCACUCCCGAAAGCCGAUCAACAUCAAUGUUGCUGCAUACUUGACUACUUUCUCAGGUUGAUCCUAACAGGUUCGAAUCAGAGUGCAUCAAGCGCCUAAACUAGCCCUGUCACUUCUAAUUCUAUACGCCAAUUGUUGUUCUUGUUUUUUCGUGGCGGGGCUGUACUCCUCAUUUUUCUGCUCUGCACUAGCACGAUCACGUACUCCGUUACGGUGCCCCAGCGACUUGUAAGUACACGACUGUAGUUCUAGUUAGCUCGAAUGUUUAUUUGUCGCAGUUGUCAAUUUUGCAGAAGCGGGGCCCAUUCCCUAGGAAGCAUAGAUAUAGACACUACAGCCUCAGCGUCAGCACAUCGACCUCGUCAAUUAGUGCUCCAGGAUGAGUUGCCUUCUUGCGCUUACAGCACCUUGCAGGUGAGAGUAUGCGCUCCUGCUGAAGCCUAGCGACGGUACUCAUUACCGCUUGCCAACAUAAGCCAUGGCGGCCUCGGGGACCAGCAUUGCGUUGCCGUGCAAGGCGAGCGGCGCAUCAUGCUGCUCAUUUGAGUUUCUGGCACAUUCGCAGAAAGACAGCAGGGAACCUUCUACGCCACCAGGGUCGCCCGAGAUUCCGGAAACACGCCGCCGCUUACGAGGAAGGAUACGGAGCAUGCAAGAAUCACGGAGGACAAUGCAACGCGGAAGAAAAUCGAAGAGGUCAAGAACAGCCUGCGCACUGUUUCUCGCUUAUUUGCACUUUUGCCGUUUGACAAAAUUGGCGAGGGCCGACCUUCCGGUGCAUUGUGACUUCGGUGAGAUUCCCGGCGUCUGGAAGUUUACCUUCGGGCGCCUCCAACCUGAGGCGGGAUUCGAUGGCACGAACUUCGACCGGCGCUGCGGACUUACGAUUCCGGGCAAGGGAGACGGGUGGCAGCAGCUCACACCGCCCGCGAAAGCGACGGCGAAAGAGAAAGGAAAAUACUUCCUGACCGACCGAUUUCAGCCCGUCGCCGAGCUGACCAUGCUGCUGAAAGAGGGCAACAGCUAUGAGGAUCCAGAGGUGGAAAUUCUGGAGCGCCGGGACUUCGAGAGAAGAACGGACCACGACAGGCAAAAAUCUUCGAAAAUUAUAGCCGAGCAAAAUCAGAGCAGCGACAUGCUCCAGGGACUACACCUUCCGGAGGACCUUUCUCCCGGCGUGCGCGGGUCGUACACCAUGGUGUACGACAUGGGGCCCCUGUUGAAGUUUGCGUUCGACGAGGAGGACGAAAAAUCCUCCUCGACGACCAUCACGCGGCACGACAUGUGGGCGCCGAACAAGUUUACGGUCCCGAUCGGAAAAAAAGUCGACGAGGAAGACUUCCACGUGAUGCACGAGUACGCAGACUGCCACCGGACGGUGGUCGGCAGCUACAAGCGGAAACGCGAGGACCCGGCGAGUGACAAACACAACUUGAUCGAGAACGAGCUCUGCUACUACGGCGUGCUGCAGUACACCUGGGCGGAGUUGAGCAGUCCCAAAUGCAGCGCAAUCGAGAACGACGACCUGUUCCGCAGCGGUCGGGACCAGGCGCUGCAGCGCGCGGACCAGCGCAAGCGGUUUUGCUUCGGCGAGCACGAAAUCCACCAGGGGAAAGGCGGGAAAGCGACCAUCGGGGACGGAGGAUUUGGCGUGGCCGUCGGGGAGUUGGUGACAACGUCAACGUCAGCACAAGCAACCUCCUCUUCCUCCCGUGCAAGUGCCGGAAACAACUUGCGAGAUGCGCUGGACCACGCACAUUUAGAGCGCAUCGCGGAGGACCGUAUGAGCUCCGGCGCCGCGGCGGCGUCGGCCGGUGCGGAGACCGGCUCGUUUUGGACCGUCGGACGCGUGCUGCAGGUCAUGCUCGGCACUGCCGUCGCCGCGGUCUGCGUCAUCCUUGUGGUUCUCGCCUUGGUCUUUCUGCAGAGCGAGGAAGGGCUUUUCGGUCGUCUCGCUAAGUGGCUGGUCUCCUGCGCCUGCCCGGGCCGGAAGGCCAAGAUAAAACCGUUGUCGCCCGCGGUGCGUGACCGCUCGGCCAGCGUGGGAUCCACGUCGUCUACGUCCGAAGAGGAGCGGUUCUCGAGCAGCAUGGCCCGCGCCCGUCGGUUUGCGCGCGAACUCGAUGCGGUCGCGGAGGACGAGGACGACUUCGCCCGCGGUCGGGAACAGGAUCUUCACGACGAUGAGCAUAGCGCUGCGGAAGGAGCAGUUGUGAACAAGCACACUGUCACGGUCACGAAAGGACAGAGACCCAUGUGGCAACGGGUUUUGGCGAAAGCAGUGCUCACGAUUUGUUUGUUGGUACUCCUCUAUCUGCUGUACAACCUCGUCUGGCUCUGCGCCACCGGCGGCGCGUUGAAUUCGUUGCUCAGCACUAGCGCGGGGGCAGGCAAUAAAGCAGCGAGAGGACGACAAAGAAUCAAGCGGGGACCGACGUCGACCCAUCUGUCUUCCGCUUCGGAAGCAACCCUGUAUGAGUCCAGCCGAAUGAAAAAUAAGCAGCAACAAGACCGCGCAACUGCAUCCUCGCGGUCGAUUACUCGGACCACGAUUGACGGGCGGGCGGAAAACCUGAAGCGCAAGUAUCUAUCGGGGUACCAUGACGUCAACGACAAACAGGAGAAGCGGCGGAUGCAGCGCAAGAUUGAGCUGGCCGAGUACGCCGAGCGGAACGGCAUGCACAUGUACGAUCUGAGUGUGGCCGACAUGCUCCAGGAGUACCCGGAACCCGUAGACUGCUCCAUGCCCGCGACCGCAAGUCCCGACGACUUCUACCUGUACGUGUUGGACGCCGACGAAGCCGCCCGCGUCGGCGCUAUCGCCGGGAAGACGCCCCAAGACGAAGCGGAGCUACGCAGGGAUCUCCAAAACUACAAGCGCGAAGUAGGAGGACAAGCGCCGCGGAGGUCCCAUCGAAGGGGGGUACAGCCACACGAGGAGGAAAAGAGGUGGAGCAAACUUCCCCUACAGAAGGACAUGUGGAGGACGCUGAAGUUUUUCGACUGGAGGUUCGUUGGAAAAAAACUCCGAGAGAGUGGUGAGGAGGUCCGCGGCUUCGUGCCCGAUGUAAUCGACCAGGGCAACUGCGGCAGCUGCUUCGCCGCGGGCCUGACCGGCAUGGCCACGAGCCGCUUCUGGAUCAAGCACCCCGAGACGAAAAGGGACUUCGUGAUCGAGACGGAGAUGGAGAAAAAGAUCGUCCAGGACAUCGAGGAGCGCAUGAAGGUGGGCCAGGAGUCCGCACGCGGGCCGAAGCACCCCAAAUUGAUGCACGAUGCGCUUGCAAUGACGACCGGGAGCAACGGCGCAGAUAAUUUUGAUGGCGGGUCGGCGGGUGACGAGCUGCACGGUGCGAGCACUAGCACGACAAAAAAGCAGUACCAGCGAUUUUCGAUGGCCCAGCAGAUUGAGGCGGUAGACUACAACCAAGGUUGCGGGGGUGGCGACCCGAUGCUGGAGGGGUUGUGGCUGACCGAGUUCCCAGGCGUCACGGACCUGUGCUGGUCCAUUCUGCGCGAGAUCGGGGACGACAAGCUGCGGCUCGAGAAGCAGCAGACGCACCCCUUCUGCAAACACCAGUUCCAGGUGACCGAGUUUCAGUACACCGCCGGCGCAAUCGGCGCCUGCGGCCUCAGCCACAUCUGCGAGGAAUUGAUGAUGCGGGAGCUGUUCCAGAACGGACCGAUCUCUCUCGCCGUCGACAUGCAUUUUGUGGACGACACGAAGGAGGUGCGAAUAUUACAGGACCGCGAAACGUUGUCCCUCGCGCGGGAACGCCCGGACGAGGUCGACGAUCCGAAGCACUUCUCGUGGCAGCGCGUGGAGCACGCCGUGUUGCUCGUGGGCUGGGGCGAGAAGGGGGAGACCAAGUGCCGGGCCCGCUUGCACGUUCCCGCGGAAACGGAGCAGCGGUGCCUGGAUCUGGGCAAAAACGAGGAAAAGUGCAACGAGCUGAACUUCUGUCGCUUCUCGGGCGAAACCUACUGGAUUCUGCAGAACUCCUGGGGAACCAAAUGGGCCGACGAGGGCCACGUGGAGAUCGGGCCACGCUCGCGGGACGCCGCGUUCGCGGAGUUCGCCUCCUUCAUCGUCUACGUGCGGCGCGUCUCGCAGGUGGUCGAGUACGUCGAGUCCGCUGCCAUAUCGGCCGGCGAGUGGAUGAGCAGCACCCUGCAGACUGCAGCGGAAACGCUGUCGACCGCCGCAUCUGGUGUGCUCCGCGGAGAGGAAGAGAACGCUAUCAAUCCGCAUUCGUCCUCGCGCGAUCACAUGAUUGUGACUUAGACGAAAGAACGAUAACGAAAGCAUAUGCCUUCUGCUCGACGUGGCAAAUAAAGUCGGUCCUUCCCUUUAUUGACUCACACAGGGCGUACCCCGUAGCCUGUGCCCAGCGUGUCUACCCUCUUGAUUCUGACGACCAAUCUGCGCACUGGUGUGCGUGAACUUCAUCACUAGCAACAGCGAUCGAAAUACAACUCGCUCUAAUGAAGAAGACAAGUAUAUCAAUGGAGGCUUUAUUAACAAGAGGUGC
Molecule: messenger RNA, 4612 nt
Organism: Amoebophrya sp. A120
Lineage: Eukaryota; Dinophyceae; Syndiniales; Amoebophryaceae
Source: the annotation of a GenBank genome assembly